GAAGUGGGGUCCCGGGCCGGCCUCACCUUGCUGCUCUCAGCUCCAGAAAAAGUGUACACAAAAGCGCGUUGGGCUCAGGCAGCCAUGGGAGUGGAAGGUUGUACCAGAUGCAUCAAGUACUUGCUCUUCUUCUUCAACUUCAUCUUUUGGCUGGCGGGAGGCGUCAUCCUGGGUGUGGCCCUUUGGCUCCGACAUGACAACCAGACCAGCAAACUCCUCAUCCUCCAGCUGGGAGACCAACAGGCGCCCAACACCUUCUACAUCAGUGUCUACAUCCUAAUUGCCGUGGGCGCUGUCAUGAUGUUCGUUGGCUUCCUCGGUUGCUAUGGCGCCAUUCAGGAGUCACAGUGCCUACUGGGAACGUUCUUUGCCUGUUUGGUGAUCCUCUUUGCCUGUGAGGUGGCUGCUGGCAUCUGGGGAUUCAUGAAUCGAGACACGAUCUCGAAAGAGCUCAUCACGUUCUACGACACCGCCUACGACCAGGCCAUUCUGUCCAAAGGAGACAAGUCGGACGCCAAGGCGGUGCUGCUCGCCGUCCACGAGACGCUGAACUGCUGCGGAAAAGGCGAGUUCUCCAAGACCUUCCUAGAUCGUCUGAAGGAUCUCUGCCCCAAGAUGUCUAGGACUCCGGCCAACAUCACUGUGGAAAAGAUGCUGGAGAAUACAGUGAACUGCCACAACAAACUGAGGGAGCUCUUCUCCGACAAGCUGUACCUGAUCGGCAUUGCCGCCCUGGUGGUGGCCGUCAUCAUGGUCUUCGAGAUGAUCUUCAGCAUGGUCCUGUGCUGCGGAAUCCGCAACAGCCCGGUGUACUGAGCCCCGCCCCUUGGGGAGGAGCCUAGAGGUCUCUGCCUCUUGAAACGCCGAGCAAUAGCACAUCACCGUUUAGUUUUAUUUUUCUCGUUAUUUUAAAACUAUUUCAUGAUGUACUCUAUGGCUCUGUAGACGGAUGUCCCAGAGUUCCUUGUGGCGGAAAGGUUUUGUUUUUGAAGUUAGACCAACGGUGUCGGGCAUUCAGUUCAUGUACCUGUAAAACUGCCAGUCAGGUUUGCUGACAAAACCAAAGGACAUGUCUUGCUCUCUCUCUCUCUCUCUCUCUCUCGCACGCACGCACACAAUGCUUACUGUACAUGCUAAACCUUUUAUCUUUUUUUUUAAUUCCGCACAUUGCUGGGUGUGUGUUGCCCUUUAGGGCCCGAAAUCCACAUAGCUUGUGUUUUUGAUUUAUUGAUCUUUUGAAGUGUCGAUGUAUAAACUGUAUAUACUUGCAGUAUUUUACCAGCAGUGGGUGCGGCUACUUUUCCUUUCAGCUCUUCUCUGCCUGCUGUUGGUGUUCUAGAGUUUUGAAGUGGUUCGUUAGAUGGGGGAGAUUUGGGUUGGGCCGGUUUACGGGUACCACGAGAUUGGGGGCGUAGGGCCAUCACGGGCAUCCCCAUCUGAGAGCCGUGACUUCCUUUGGUUUCCUAGCAACCUACCUCUCGGGAGUCCUAAGGUAUGACAUCACUGGCUCUGCCUUGCAUGUCAUCCCUCAGCCAUGCCCACCCAGGAAGCCCCUCCCACAUCUGCUCAUUAACCAUGAACCUGUUUGAAUUAAUUACAGCACAUGGCGUUUGGAUGAACCUGAUGUGUGGGAACUCAGACUGCUUAUGUCCCACAUUCCAAUGAACCAUAGCUGUGAUAUUUCUGGGUUUAGUGGUUGUUGGGCUAAAUAAAUGGAACAAAGUGUUUUCUCAGUGCUUGUUGAGCGCUGAAGUUUUGAACUGACUUUCUCCUUUCCGCUACCUGUUUAUUGAGUCUGUAGAGCACCAGCCAUGACUGACAUCGGUUCCUCCAAGACAUUUCUUGGGAUUUCAGUGUAACGGAAAAUGUCAAAGUGCUAAAUCCUCUUGCUUCAGUGAUUGUUUUUGACUGCUUCAAACUUUAAUGCCAUCCAACAUCAAAAAGGUCCGAGAUUUUUACCUUUCCAUUGGGCUUGAAAUUUAACGAGGGAAUUUCCUGGAUGACCUGGAAUGGAUAGGUCAGGUGGAUUUUGGGAAGUUAACUUAUUUUUAGAUAUGUAUUUAGCUGACACGUUCCUCCAAAGCAUCUUGGCAUUAAGCUACUUAUACAGACAACAGCUCUAAUCGCUAUGCCACCUGCUGCUGUCUUGUUUCCCAGUACUGCCAUUAACCAACUAAUGGA
Molecule: messenger RNA, 2181 nt
Organism: Scleropages formosus (Asian bonytongue)
Lineage: Eukaryota; Metazoa; Chordata; Actinopteri; Osteoglossiformes; Osteoglossidae
Product: CD81 protein-like
Exons: 9
Coding region: 85-816 (243 amino acids)
Cellular component (GO): plasma membrane
Source: RefSeq, a predicted model, not a curated record